AUGAAUGGCAACUUUUGGGUGAAAAACCUGAAGCAUAGGGCCUCUGGCAGUAGCCGGGAGGCCAGAAUGCGCACCCCCUCCCCGCAGGAUGGCAGCAGCCCUCCCAAGCCCCAUUCUGAACCUCCACAUUCACUACAACCUGAGUGGCAAGAUGCAGUCAGCAAGAAGACCUUCCCGGCAGUCAGCCCCACCACCAGGGAGGUCAUUGGCCACGUGGCUGAAGGGGACCAGGUUGAUGUGGAUCGGGCAGUGAAAGCAGCCCGCGAGGCUUUCUGCCUAGGGUCUCCAUGGCGCUGGAUGGAUACCUCAGAGCGGGGUCAGCUACUGAACAACCUGGUCAACCUCGUGAAGCGGGAUAGUGUCUACUUGGCCUCACUGGAGACCCUGGACAGUGGGAAGCCUUUCCAGGAAUCUUAUGUCUUGGACCUGGAUGAGGUCAUCAAGGUUUAACGGUACUUUGCCGGCUGGGCGGACAAGUGGCAUGGCAAGACCAUUCCCAUGGACUGCGAGCAUUUCUGCUUCACCGAGCAUGAGCCCAUUGGCGCCUGUGGCCAGAUAAUCCCAUGGAACUUCCCCUUGGUCAUGCAGGGCUGGAAGCUCACCCCGGCAAUUGCCAUGGGCAACAUUGUGGUCAUGAAAGUCGCAGAGCAGAUCCUGCUUUCUGUCCUGUACUUGGCCUCCCUCAUCAAAGAGGCAGGCUUUCCCCCUAGGGUGGUGAACAUCAUCACAGGCUACGGCCUGACAGCAGGAGUGGCCAUCACCCAGCAUGUGGAUGUUGACAAAGUUGCCUUCACCAGCUCCACCAAGGUGGGCCACCUGGUCCAGAAAGCCACUGGUGAUUCCAACCUCAAGAGAAUCACCCUGGAGCUGGGUGGGAAGAGCCCCAGCAUCAAGUUGGCCGAUGCCGACAUGGACCAUGCCAUGCAGCAGUGCCACAAAGCCCUGUUCUUCAACAUGGGACAUUGCUGCUGUGCAGGUUCCUGGACCUUCAUGGAGGAAUCCAUCUAUGACAAGUUUCUCGAGAGAACCGUGGAGAAAGCUAAGCAGAGGAAAGUCGGGAACUCCUUUGAGCUGGACGUCCAGCAGGGACCCCAGGUGGAUAAGAAGCAGUUUGAACGAAUCCUGGGCUACAUCCAACUUGGCCAGAAGGAGGGGGCAAAACUGCUCUGCGGCGGGGAGCGUUUCAGAGAGCGCAGCUUCUUCAUCAAGCCCACGGUCUUUGGUGGUGUGCAGGAUGACAUGAGGAUUACCGAGGAAGAGAUCUUCAGGCCUGUGCAGCCCCUGUUCAAGUUCAAGAAGAUUGAGGAGGUGAUUGAGAGGGCCAACAACACCAGGUAUGGCUUGGCUGCCGCAGUGUUUACCCAGGACUGGGAUAAAGCCAUGUACUUCACACAGGCAUUCCAAGCUGGGACAGUGUGGGUAAACACCGACAACAUUGUCACCUGCCACGUGCCAUUCGGAGGCUUUAAGGAAUCUGGCAAUGGGAGGGAGCUGGGGGAGGAUGGGCUUAAGGCCUACACAGAGGUGAAGACAGUUGCCGUCAAAGUUCCUUAG
This is a messenger RNA of Vicugna pacos (alpaca), 1554 nucleotides long. Lineage: Eukaryota; Metazoa; Chordata; Mammalia; Artiodactyla; Camelidae. The record is from RefSeq and is a predicted model, not a curated record.